AAAUUAUUAGUCAUAACUGUAGCAACAAAAGAAAAUGAUGGAUUCCAUCGAUUUAUGCAGUCAGCCAAAUAUUUCAAUUAUACUGUGAAGGUCCUUGGUCAAGGAGAAGAGUGGAGAGGUGGUGAUGGAAUUAAUAGUAUUGGAGGGGGCCAAAAAGUGAGAUUAAUGAAAGCAGUCAUGGAACAAUAUGCCAAUCAAGAUGAUCUGGUGGUCUUGUUUACUGAAUGCUUUGAUGUCAUAUUUGCUGGUGGCCCAGAAGAAGUUCUAAAAAAGUUCCAAAAGGCAAACCACAAAGUGGUCUUUGCAGCAGAUGGAAUUCUAUGGCCAGAUAAAAGACUAGCAGACAAGUAUCCCAUUGUGCACAUUGGGAAACGCUACCUGAAUUCAGGAGGAUUUAUUGGUUAUGCUCCGUAUAUCAAUCGUAUAGUUCAACAAUGGAAUCUCCAGGAUAAUGAUGAUGACCAGCUCUUUUACACUAAAAUUUACAUUGAUCCACUAAAAAGGGAAGCUAUCAACAUCACAUUGGAUCAUAAAUGCAAAAUUUUCCAGACCUUAAAUGGAGCCGUAGAUGAAGUUGUUUUAAAAUUUGAAAAUGGCAAAGCCAGAGCUAAGAAUACAUUUUAUGAAACAUUACCAGUGGCAAUUAAUGGAAAUGGACCCACCAAGAUUCUCCUGAAUUACUUUGGAAACUAUGUGCCUAAUUCGUGGACACAGGAUAAUGGCUGCACUCUUUGUCAAUUUGAUACAAUUGACUUGACUUCAGUAGAUGUCUAUCCAAAUGUAACAAUAAGUGUUUUUAUUGAGCAACCAACCCCUUUCCUGCCUCGUUUUCUGGACACAUUGCUGACUCUGGAUUACCCCAAAGAAGCACUUAAAGUUUUUAUUCAUAACAAAGAAGUUUAUCAUGAGAAGGACAUCAAAGUAUUUUUUGAUAAAGCUAAACAUGAAAUCAAUACUAUAAAAAUUGUAGGACCAGAAGAAAGUCUAAGUCAAGCGGAAGCCAGAAACAUGGGAAUGGAUUUUUGCCGUCAGGAUGAAAAGUGUGCUUAUUAUUUUAGUGUGGAUGCAGAUGUUGUUUUGACAAAUCCAAGGACUUUAAAAAUUUUGAUUGAACAAAACAGAAAGAUCAUUGCUCCUCUUGUAACUCGUCAUGGAAAGCUAUGGUCCAACUUCUGGGGAGCAUUGAGUCCUGAUGGAUAUUAUGCACGAUCUGAGGAUUAUGUGGAUAUUGUUCAAGGGAACAGAGUAGGAGUAUGGAAUGUCCCAUACAUGGCUAAUGUGUAUUUAAUUAAGGGAAAGACACUCCGAUCAGAGAUGAAUGAAAGAAACUAUUUUGUUCGUGAUAAAUUGGAUCCUGAUAUGGCACUUUGCCGAAAUGCUAGAGAAAUGACUUUACAAAGGGAAAAAGACUCCCCUACUCCGGAAACAUUCCAAAUGCUCAGCCCCCCAAAGGGUGUAUUUAUGUACAUUUCUAAUAGACAUGAAUUUGGAAGGCUAUUAUCAACUGCUAAUUAUAAUACUUCCCAUUAUAACAAUGACCUCUGGCAGAUUUUUGAAAAUCCUGUGGACUGGAAGGAAAAAUAUAUAAAUCGGGAUUAUUCAAAGAUUUUCACUGAAAAUCUAGUUGAGCAGCCUUGUCCUGAUGUUUUUUGGUUCCCCAUAUUUUCCGAAAAAGCCUGUGAUGAGCUAGUCGAAGAAAUGGAGCAUUAUGGCCAAUGGUCUGGGGGAAAACAUCAUGAUAGUCGUAUAACUGGUGGUUAUGAAAAUGUCCCAACUGAUGAUAUCCACAUGAAGCAAAUUGAUCUGGAGAACGUAUGGCUUCAUUUUAUCCGGGAGUUUAUUGCACCGGUUACACUGAAGGUCUUUGCAGGCUAUUAUACAAAGGGAUUUGCACUACUGAAUUUUGUAGUAAAGUACUCCCCUGAAAGACAACGUUCUCUUCGCCCUCAUCAUGAUGCUUCUACAUUUACCAUCAACAUUGCACUCAAUAAUGUGGGAGAAGAUUUUCAGGGAGGUGGAUGCAAAUUUCUAAGAUACAAUUGCUCAAUUGAAUCACCACGUAAAGGCUGGAGCUUCAUGCAUCCUGGGAGACUCACACAUUUGCAUGAAGGACUUCCUGUUAAAAAUGGAACAAGAUACAUUGCAGUGUCAUUUAUAGAUCCCUAAGUUAUUUACUUUUCAUUGAAUUGAAUUUUCUUUUGGAUGGAUGACUGGCAUGAACAUAUCUUGGAAGUUGUGCUUGAGAAGAUGAGAGGAAUAUUUAAAUAACUACUACAGAACAACUUCACUUUGGGCCAAACAUUUGAAAAACUUUUUAUAAAAAAUUGUUUGAUGUUUCUUAAUGUCUGCUCUGAGCCUUAAAACACAGUUUGAAGAAAAGAGAAAAAAAAGUAAAAAAUAUUUAUUUCUAUUCUUUAUUAUCUCUGAGAAUAAUGACAAUUUUAUGAAUUUGUGUUUCAAGUGGAUAAAAUAUUCAGGUACAAAUGUACAAGUGAUCAACAAGAAUAAUAAUAUUUUCUUAUUUUUAAAAAUCUGGGAAGAAUUUUAUUUAUCAACAUGUAGAGGAAAUGUAGACAAAAUGGAUAUAUGUGAAAUUAAUAAGUUUUAAAACCUUGGAAAUCUGAUUCUCACUGAAUUUUAUGCAAUUGUGAAAGUACCUUUUUGACCAUCUUUGCAGGCCUUAUUUACAGUAAUUACUAAGGAAACACAAAGAAAAUAUUACACAAUGUUUUUCUGUAAGAAAAUUAGAACAAAACACAACUGGGGAGUAUAUUCAGUUGAAAACAAUUUUGUUUAGAUUGUAAGGCAGAUUAGUUUACAUUUGUAUUAGAAAUUAAACCCUAUGCUUCUUCAGAUGAAUCUUCCAAAGUAGUUAUGCUAAGUAGAUAUUAGAUUUAGAAAAGUAUUUCCACUUUAUAAAAGUAUAUUAAGUAUUGACUUAAGAUCGACAUGUGUGCUUAAGUCAAAACAGAUUUUUGUUUUAUUUCCUUUUUAAAAAAGUUCUAGAAAAUAGUGAGAGAAAAAACAACAGUUUGAGAUUAGAAGUGCAUUUGAUGAUUUUUUAAAAAAAUUCUUUAAGUACUUGAAUUUUAUAUCAGGAAACUAAAGUUGAUGAGCCUUGCUUCUUCCUUUUUCCCCCUUUGUCUCUCUUCUUAUUCUUUUUGUAGGGAAGAGUUAUUCACUUUUUUCUCUUCUUGGCAUAAUCUCCUUUUACUCGUUUUAGCAUCUUUAUUAUUUUCCCUCUAUCCUACUUUUUAAAAAUUCCUCAACAAAAAUAUUUGUUGACUUCAUGUUUCAUCAUUUGUCUGAGUAAGGUUUAAAUAUCUUUAUUGUAGCUACUGUUUUUAAUUUAAAGAUUAAACUUGAAAAUAAGUUCUUAAUCAUGGUGCCAAAAUUCAUUUUCUAACACCAUGUGUUAGAAAAUUAUGAAAAAUAAAAUAAUUU
This is a messenger RNA of Carlito syrichta (Philippine tarsier), 3444 nucleotides long. RefSeq names its product procollagen-lysine,2-oxoglutarate 5-dioxygenase 2 (gene PLOD2). The record is from RefSeq and is a predicted model, not a curated record. Lineage: Eukaryota; Metazoa; Chordata; Mammalia; Primates; Tarsiidae. The transcript is spliced from 19 exons. Gene Ontology annotation, molecular function: iron ion binding; procollagen-lysine 5-dioxygenase activity; L-ascorbic acid binding. Bases 55 to 2166 code for a protein of 703 amino acids. Gene Ontology annotation, biological process: peptidyl-lysine hydroxylation. Gene Ontology annotation, cellular component: endoplasmic reticulum.